Messenger RNA from Trematomus bernacchii (emerald rockcod), 4458 nucleotides. RefSeq names its product SREBF chaperone (gene scap). NCBI's taxonomy places the organism in Eukaryota, Metazoa, Chordata, Actinopteri, Perciformes, Nototheniidae. Gene Ontology annotation, cellular component: endoplasmic reticulum membrane; Golgi membrane. Gene Ontology annotation, molecular function: sterol binding; protein binding. The record is from RefSeq and is a predicted model, not a curated record. Gene Ontology annotation, biological process: SREBP signaling pathway.
GUCCCUGGAUGCCCCGCGGCGCUCCCUCCUCGGCCGCGCCGUGCGCCCCGAUGGCCGGCAGUUGACCCCGUCCCCCAGGAUGACGCUGCGCGAGCGGCUGAGAGAGAAGAUCUCGGCGGCUUUCUACCGCCAUGGGCUGCUCUGCGCCUCCUACCCAGUUCCCAUCAUCCUCUUCACCUCCGCCAGCAUCCUCACCUGCUGCUAUCCGUUGUUGCGGCUCCCCCUGCCUGGGACGGGUCCCGUUGAGUUCACCACGGGGGGGCGAGACUACAGCGUCCCUUCCCAUGAGCCUCAGGGAGACCUCGGAGAGCGGCCCGACUGGUACCGGGGUCCCCCGGUGGCCUACAUCCAGCAGGUGUUGGUGAAGGCGGCGGUGUCUCCGUGGGACAGCAGCCUGGUGCCGGUGGACGUGUUUCGGUCUCCGCUGAGUCGAGCCUUCAGCCUGCUGGAGGAGAUCCGCAACCACGUGCACUCAGACGGCUCUGGGGUUCGCAGUCUGGAGUCGCUCUGUCUCCAGGUGACCGAUCUGUUUCCAGGGUUACGGCGGAUGCAGUCGGUGCUGCCGGAGCAUGGCUGUUUGCUCGUUUCCCCCGGCAACUACUGGCAGAACCAGCAGGAGCUGUUCGACUCGGACCCCGACCUCCUGAAGACGAUCCAGAAACACGAACCCAAAGGCCUCAGCACCUCGGCCACGCUGCGAGACCUGCUGUUUGGCGUCCCUGGGAAGUACACUGGGGUCAGUCACUACAACAGGAAGAGGGUGGUGACGUACACCAUCACUAUAGUGCUGUCCACCUACGAUGCAAGGUUCCUGGGCAGCCUGCGGUCCCGUCUGAAACAGCUCCACCCGUCAGCCAACUGCAGCCUGAGAGACGACCACAUGGUUCACGUGCAUUUCAAAGAGGAGAUUGGCAUCGCAGAGCUCAUCCCGCUCGUCACCACCUACAUCAUCCUGUUCGCCUACAUCUACUUCUCCACACGUAAGAUCGACAUGGUGAAGUCUAAGUGGGGUCUGGCUCUGGCUGCUGUGGUCACCGUGCUCAGCUCUCUGCUCAUGUCGGUGGGACUCUGCACGCUGUUUGGACUCACACCCACGCUCAAUGGAGGAGAGAUUUUCCCGUAUCUGGUGGUUGUGAUCGGCCUGGAGAACGUCCUGGUUCUCACCAAAUCUGUGGUGUCCACCCCCGUCGAUCUCGAGGUCAAACUCCGCAUCGCUCAGGGCCUUAGUAAUGAGAGCUGGUCUAUCAUGAAGAACAUGGCCACUGAACUGUGCAUCAUCCUCAUUGGAUAUUUCACUCUGGUGCCGGCUAUCCAGGAGUUCUGUCUGUUUGCUGUGGUGGGGCUGGUGUCCGACUUCUUCCUGCAGAUGUUCUUCUUCACCACGGUGUUAUCUAUAGACAUCCGACGCAUGGAGCUGGCUGAUUUGAACCGCCGCCUGCCAGCUGAAGCCGGUCUCCCGCCUCCCAAACCCGGCCCUCUGCGUCCCCGUGAAGCCCCGCCCCCUCCACGGCCCUCCCCCCACACCAUCACCCUGCAGACCCCCGCCUUCAGGAACCUGCGGCUCCCCAAGAGGCUGAGGGUCGUCUACUUCCUGGCCCGAACCCGCCUGGCUCAGCGCAUCAUCAUGGUGGGCACGGUGAUCUGGAUCGGCAUCCUGGUCUACACCGACCCGGCUGGGAUCAGAACCUACCUGGCUGCUCAGGUGUCGGAGCAGAGCCCUCUGGGAGACCCCGGAGGAGGCGCUCUGCCCCCCCACCUGGGCGGGGCCCCUGUGUUUCGUGGAGUCGACCCCACCAGCACCCUCAGCAUCCACCCUGCUCCAGAUCCAACCCCCUUACCUGACAACCACUCACAGGGCCACCACGAUGGGGCUGGCAGGGCGGGGCCCCUCCCCCAGCCGCCCCCCCCCGCGGUGCCUCAGAUCACCUGGGGACCCGAGGACCAGGAGGGCUGGAGGAGGCUCUCCUUCAGACACUGGCCCUCGCUCUUCAGCUACUACAACAUCACGCUGGCCAAGAGGUACAUCAGCAUCCUGCCCGUCAUUCCCGUCACGGUUCACCUCAGCCCUCAGGAGGCCAUCGAGACGCGGCACCCUCAGGACACGAGGCACCCCCCCCCCUCCAUUCCCAAGGUCUCUGCAGACCUACAGACGGACCUCACCCUCUACAAGGUUGCAGCUCUGGGUCUGGCGGCGGGGGUCCUGCUGGUUCUGCUGCUCUUCUGUCUCUACCGGGUCCUCUGCCCGCGGAACUACGGCCAGAACGGGGUCUCUCACGGGCGCCGGCGCCGCGGGGAGCUGCCCUGCGACGACUACGGAUACUCGCCUCCCGUCAGCGAGAUCUCCCCGCUGCUGCUGAGGGGCCACAGCAUGGACAUCGAGUGUCUGGCCAGUGACGGGAUGCUUCUGGCCAGCUGCUGUCUGGCAGGUCAGAUCCGGGUCUGGGACGCUCAGACUGGAGACUGUCUGACCGUCAUCCCACACCAGGGGUUGAAGCGCAGCAGCAGCAGCAGUGGCUUCUGGGAUCAGCGGGACGGCUGGGACGGUGUGGGCGGAGCCUCAGAGUUUGAGUGUUUGGGCUCCGACCCCCCCCUCAGCGACGGGCUCUCUGAGGAGGACGGCUUCCCUCUGAGACGCCGCUCCGCCCCCUCCCGUCCCACGCUGUUCAACGACCAGCCCGACCUCACGCCGCUCAUCGACACCAACUUCGCCUCCCAGCCCCCGUCCCACCUCGGCACCCCGCCCCCCUCCCACCUCUGCACCCCGCCCCGCGACGGCUUUGACUUCGGGGGUCUGGUGGAGCGCGCCUACAUCGAGCACGAGCCCCCCUCCCCCUCCACGUACCCAUCGGCCUCGUCCUCCCCGCCCUCAGGGGUCCCGCUCCAGAGGAGACCCAGCGGAGGGGACGCCUCCGCCUCGCUGACCCCAGAAAGAGGCUCCGCCACGGGGACGCAGGCCACCGCCGACUGGGAGAGCUCCGUGUGGGCGCUGGAGCUCAGAGGAAACCUGAUCGCUGCAGGGAGGAGCAGCGGGAAGCUGGAGUUGUGGGAUGCAGUGGAGGGCUCGCUGCGCUGCGUUAAUGAAGACGGGGGCUCUGGAAUCACAGCUCUGGCCUUCCUCAACAACAGGAUCGUGGCGGCUCGGCUGAACGGCUCUCUGGACUUCUUCACUGUGGAGAUAAACAAGCCUCUGGGUCUGCUGCAGUACAGAGGUGCUCCUGGUCGAGGCACCAUGCCCCCCUCCCCAUGUUACAGCAGUGAGGAUGUGAUCAGCUGUCAGCUGACGCGCUCCGUACAGUGCGCUCACCAGAAGCCAAUCACAGUGCUGCGAGCGGCGGCCGGCCGGGUGGUGACGGGCAGCCAGGACCACACCGUCAGGAUUUAUCGCCUGGAGGACUCGUGCUGCCUCUUCACCCUGCAGGGUCACUCUGGAGGGAUCACAGCCAUCUACAUAGACCAGACGAUGGUCCUGGCGAGCGGCGGGCAGGACGGAGCCAUCUGCCUCUGGGACGUCCUGACGGGGAGUCGUGUCAGCCAUGUUUACGGUCACCGUGGCGACGUCACCUCGUUGGUCUGCACCACCUCCUGCGUCAUCAGCUCGGGACUGGACGACCUCAUCUGUAUCUGGGACCGAAGCACGGGGAUCAAACUGUACUCCAUACAGCAGGAGGCGGGCUGCGGGGCCAGUCUGGGGGUCAUCUCUGAGUCCCUGCUGGUGACGGGGGGGCAGGGCUGCGUCUCCUUCUGGGACCUGAACUUUGGGGACCUGCUGCAGACGGUGUAUUUGGGCCAGAGCAGCGAUGGGCAGGGCGUCCGGCAGCUGCUGGUGCUCGACAACGCCGCCAUCAUCUGUGACUUCGGCAGCGAGCUCAGCCUGGUGUACGUGCCCUCGGUGCUGGAGAAACUCGACUGAGGAGGGACGGGGAAAACAAACACAAACUCAAAACUUGUUUUGCUCUUUUCUUGUUUCUGACUCCCAAAGAGCCACGGUUUGUCGAACAGUUGCAUAAAAGGCUCUUUUUAUUUUUAUUUUAUUGUAGUACAAGCCCGGAUGUAGAAAAACAAACGGACUGAUUGUGCGACCUGCUGCAUUUUAUCAGAGGAAGGAGCGUGACAGACUCUCGAUCCUGAACAUUUUUAACGAGGGUCAAUUUUAAGAAAAGCUGGAUGUUUUAAAGAGGAUCCACCGGUCACCAGUUUGUGCUUUUUUCGUUUGUUUUUUUAAUGCGUGUGUUUAUUUUGUGGCUCUGCCCUCUAUGCUGCUUAUACGGGUGAGGCUGUACUGAGACCUCACCCGCCCAGAGAGGAAGAUACAACUGUCUCCUUAUUUUUUAAUAUUCCUGCUGCCUCUUUUUGCAGCUGUGCAGGUCUACGGCCUGUCAGGAGGAGCUGCGCAGUUUUGUGUGUGUGUGUGUGUGUGUGUGUGUGUGUGUGUGUGUGUGUGUGUGUGUGUGUGUGUGU